ACGGCACACGAUUUAAUUCCUGUGUUCAGUGGGAGCUGAUCAAGCAACGGGAGUAGUUACUAUAACUAACUAUUAUUAUUCGAGCUAAAAAAAGGUUUCUAUUUGGUAAAAUAGAAAUGGGAAUCCUAUAAGGCCUAAACAAUAAAUAAUGCUUUUAAAAAAUCUUGAAACUGUGACGAAAUUAUACAUUCUUAAUAAAUUAUGAUAAAUAUAUAUGUGAAUAAUAAAGUGGAAAAACUAAAAUUGAAAUAAGAAUUAAGAAAUACGAAAUAUUCCUGUGUUAAAAAUAAAUCAAGAAUAAAUUUAUUCCAACAAAAAAAUAUAAUAUAUACGGAAUUCAUUCAAAAGUCCUUGAUGUUUUUUAAAAUAUUUUUUAUAAAAAGUUUGUAACUUGUGCGGACUGUGUUUAGAAUAUAGUAUUACCUGAAAUGUUUACAAACAAAAAUGUAGGUUGCAAGUUUACAUUUUUCUUCUUUAUAUACUUGCAUUUUAAUUCAGUUACUAGUGACAUAAUUAGAUAUAACAAGAAAAUAAUACAAGAUGCCAAUCUGUUAAUGCCGGAUUUGAUUAAAAAAUAUGAUUAUCCUGUGGAAACCCACAAGAUCCUGGCCAAAGAUGGCUUUGUGCUUACAGCUCAUCGCAUUCCCAAGCAGGGUGGACAACCUGUCUUGAUGGUUCAUGGGCUUUUCGACAGUUCAUCGGCUUAUGCGAUCCUGGGUCCUAAAAAAUCCUUGUCAUUCCUGCUCAGUGAUCUUGGCUAUGAUGUUUGGAUGUUAAACACCCGCGGAAAUCGAUAUUCCCGUAAGCACAAGAGAUUCCAUCGAUAUCAGCCUCAGUUUUGGGACUUUUCUUUUCAUGAACUGGGAAUAUACGAUAUUCCUGCUGCCAUUGAUUAUGUCCUUGGCAGGAGUAAGGAUUUCCAGCAAGUCCACUAUAUCGGACACUCGCAGGGCACUACCUCGUUCUUCGUUAUGGGAAGUGAGAGGCCUAGUUAUAUGAAAAAGGUAAAGCUUAUGACGGCAUUGGCUCCUGUAGCUUAUUUUGAUUUUAUUGAGAACCCGAUUGCUUUGACAUUUGCAAAGUACGUCCCAACGUUGGCAAAACUAGCCAAAACCUUUGGGAUCCACGAACUUCCUCCGGAAAACGAAGUGUGGCGAAAGCUCGUUUAUCAAAUAUGCAGCUUUGCUUUUCGAAACACUUGCAUAUAUUUCAUGUUCGAAAUAAUGGGAAUAGACUACCAGCAGUUCAACUCCAGUCUGACUCCACUUUUCCUGGGACACACUCCCGCGGGAUCCUCGGUAAAGUCUAUUGAGCACUAUGCCCAGCAGAUCCACAGUGGCGGCUUCUACAAAUUCAAUUACAAUAAUAUUUGGGAGAACCGACGACGACAUGGAUCUGAUAUUCCAACACAAUAUAAUGUGGCUUCCGUCGACUGCAAAGUGGCACUGUAUUAUGGAAAAAAUGAUCGGUUGACGUCAGUCAAGGAUGUUCAACGACUACGAGAUGCUCUACCCAAUGUGGUGCAUGAGAAUCUUUUGGAAAGCGAGAGGUUUAAUCACAUUAAUUUUAUUUGGGGAAACGAUGUCAAAACCAUGCUCUACGAUGAGGUGAUAGAGGUCAUGCAAAAAGUUGACAGUGGGGAGUUGUAGUUAUCCAUAAUAUUAAAUCAUGCAAAGAGUAUUUUAAUACGUCAUUGCGUGUAUGAAUGCGUAUAAAAAAUGAGCAUCGGCCCAUCAAUGGGCUAAGACUGGCAAUCGAUUUAAACAAAUCGGUCGAGCAUCGGAAUAUAUGGUCCGUCCAUGAUUGGGAGAGCAUCUGAAGUUAUUAUUGUCCUGAUACAGGAGCCUACCAUCGACCAAGGAUCGGGUUUAAGCAUCGACCGAUUAUAAUAAUACAUUAUGGGCCAAGCUUAGGGUACAAGUCUCGACCAAUCAAAGGGUACAAGCCUCGGCCAAUGUACAAUGCAAUAUGUAUAUAUUUACAUUAUUUUAUUUUUGUAUAGUAUCAUCUUAAUAUCAAUCACUGUCAUUUAAAGAAAAAAUUCUAAUCAAUUUUAUUGAAUAAGCUUAGAGCUAAAAUAUUGAAGGUAUUAAUAUGUAUUAAAUUUUCAAGCAAAUUUAUCUUUAAGCUCUUUAUGAGUAGCUUUUAUUAUUAAUUAUAUUUAUAAUAACACAGAUGUAUUAACUUAGCUUUCAUAUUCAUUUUGUUCGACCUUAUCAAACUCAAAUACUGUUUAUAAAAGUUGUUGAUGAGGUAACAUAUAAAAUUUUUUACAAUUAUAUGAGUA
This is a messenger RNA of Drosophila ananassae, 2287 nucleotides long. RefSeq names its product lipase 1. Gene Ontology annotation, molecular function: hydrolase activity, acting on ester bonds. NCBI's taxonomy places the organism in Eukaryota, Metazoa, Arthropoda, Insecta, Diptera, Drosophilidae. Bases 429 to 1649 code for a protein of 406 amino acids. The transcript is spliced from 3 exons. The record is from RefSeq and is a predicted model, not a curated record.